AUGGGCAGCGGUUACUCGCGAGUCGACAUUCCCGAGGCAGCGGGCGGCGCGGAUGCUCCGACCAAGGUGCUCGAUGCGCGUUGGGUGCGAUGCGCGUUGGGGUGCGGCGAUGCGCGAUGGGUGCUACGCGUUGUCGCAGCAGCCGACGCUCUCCCUCCUCAACCUCGCCCCGUCCGUCCGUCUCCGGGGGAGGCGGAGCAGGCGCAGCGCAAGGCGGGGGGGACGUGCGGGCGCGUGGCGCCGGAGUUCUCAGUGGGGGGCAUCGCCAUCACACAACUCGCACUCACGCCGCUGCUGCCGCCCUCCCAGCCAGCACAGCCAUCACUGCUGCCAGCAGCCGCCCCCUCCUCCUUGCCCUCUCCCUCACUUCCAAUCGCUGGGAACGUUCCCCCUCCUGGAAACAUGUCUCUGCCCGGCAACGUCCCUCUUCCUGCGAACACGUCCCUCCCUGGCAACAUGUCGCUGCCCUCCUUGACUGCCCCACUGCCCGCCAACCUCACCCUCAACACCGCUCAACUCUCUGCGACUGUUAAAGCUGCCGCCGCUGCCGCCACUCUCCCUGCCAACUCCACUCGCCCUGCCUCCCCUGCUGCUGCGGCCGCCGCCGCCGCCGCCUCUAAAUACCUCUCCCCGCUAGCCUCAUCCCCGUUAUUAACAUCUCCACUUCUUGCCAACGCGAACAUCACGAUCCACGCGCCGAGCGGCAUGACUCUACUGGGGCUGCUGGCAGCGCGGGAGGCGGAGCUAGAUGCAGAGCUGAAGGUGACGGUGGUGGCGGGCAACAGCAACCACGUGGGCAUCUCCUACGAGUAUGUCACCAUCACUGCACGCCACCUCGGCUCCGACGUCGGCAAUGCCUCGAUACCGGCGUUCCACCAGCCACCGCGCAGCAACACCACAGUGGAGGGCCACGUGCACCUCACCCGCCUGCCCCUGCACCUCCUGCCGCCGCCCUCCUCCUCGCCCCUCUCCGCCUCCACACUCUCCCGAGACGCCCUCUCUGCCCAAUCCACUCUUCCGCUACAGGUGCUCCCUACCCCUCCCUCCUUCCCUCCCUCCCUCCCUCCCUCCCUCCCUCCCUCCCUCCCUCCCUCCCUCCCUCCCUCCCUCCCUCCCUCCCCCCCUCCCUCCCCCCCUCCCUCUCCCCCUCCCUCCCUCCCUCCCUCCCUCCCUCCCUCCCUCCCUCCCUCCCUCCCUCCCUCCCUCCCUCCCUCCCUCCCUCCCCCCUCCCUCCCUCCCUCCCCCCCUCCCUCCCUCCCUCCCUCGCUCCCUCCCUCCCUCCCUCCCUCCCUCCCUCCCUCCCUCCCUCCCUCCCUCCCUCCCUCCCUCCCUCCCUCCCUCCCUCCCUCCCUCCCUCCCUCCCUCCUGCUGCUCUCACAUAGAUCUCCCCUCUGCGUGCAUGCUGAAGCUUCUCCACUCCCACUCUCACCCCGCGUUUACCCACUUCCACUCUCUAACCCGACCACCCUUUCUCUUGUUCCGCUGCAUCGUCCCUUCGUUCCAGCAUUCCUCCCUCCACGCCCGUGUGUUUGCAACGCGACCAUUUCUUCCCUCGAACACUACAUGCUGACACUACACCAUCAGCAUACCAACUCACACUACUGUGCUCCUCCUCUCUCUGCUGUAUGCUGCUCUGGCAUCCCCCCUCGCAUCUUUCGCCUGUUCUCUUCCACUCCUACAGCUGGCAAUAGAGGCGAGAGCCAACGUGGACCUCGCUUUAGUCCGCCCUCUCAGCACGCCCCUCGCGAUCUCGCAGCACCCGAAGGUCAUUCGACGCAGCAGCAGCGGCACGCGCGUGGCGCCAUGGGGGGCAGCGAGGAGCGGCGACAGAAGGGGGACGCGGGCGAGGAGCGGAUGGGGUGGCUGUCGGCUGUGGCGAUUGGCGCUAUCACUCCCGGACUCAACUCCCUGCCAUUCAUCCUGCCCCCACUCCCCAUCUCCUCGCUCUCAACAAGCCCACCCUCCCUUACGGAAACCUGUGUUCCCCCCAUCCCUCCCCCGCCCUCAGCACCCCACACGAGUGCUCAUGAACGCCAUCCUGGGCGGGCUGCUGCUCUCCACGCUGCUGCUCAUGAGCCCACCCUCUCAGCGAAUCCACCCUUUCGUAUGGCAAUUCGUUCCCACCUGCCCCCCUUGCCCCGCCCCCAGCGCCCCACGUUAGUGCUCAUGAACGUCAUUCUCGUGGGCCUGCUGCUCUCCUUCGCCGCCCUGCUGCCCGCCGCCCUCCGCUACUCCCGCCCACAUGCAGGGGACAGCAGCAGUGGCGGCAGCAGUGGCAAUGGUAGCGCAGUGGAAGGCGGCAGUGGGGGCAGCAAUGAGAUGCUGUACCACGUGCUCUUCCUGCUGCUGCUCACUCUGCUGCUCAUUGCUCUGCUCAACUGGUGGGUGUCGGGUGCUCAACUGGCCAAGCAACCCUCGACACCCCACCCUUCCCCCCCUGGCAGGUUGGCGUGGGAGGUGGGCACAGUGUCUGCCGAUUCGCAGGCACGGCAGCUGCUGGCACCUGCUGGCAGCAGCGAUGGUGCUGCUGAUGCUCACAAUGCCACUGGGGCCCCGGAUGCCGAGGGUGAUGCAAGCGGGUCGAGGGGAGUGCACGGCAAGAGGCACAAGAAGAAGCAUCAGGGCAGCAAGUGGAGCUCCAAGGGAAGACGCUGA
Molecule: messenger RNA, 2655 nt
Organism: Closterium sp. Naga37s-1
Lineage: Eukaryota; Viridiplantae; Streptophyta; Zygnematophyceae; Desmidiales; Closteriaceae
Source: the annotation of a GenBank genome assembly